Messenger RNA from Arabis nemorensis, 555 nucleotides. NCBI's taxonomy places the organism in Eukaryota, Viridiplantae, Streptophyta, Magnoliopsida, Brassicales, Brassicaceae. The record is from the annotation of a GenBank genome assembly.
AUGUACGCUUCUCAGACCCUAUUUGCUUGCACUAUUGUGUGCCAGUUUUGCCUUGCUAAUCAGACUAAUGAGGAUUCUCAACUGCUUGGACCAGCAUGGUACACACAUUUUUUGGUGAUAGCCUCUGUAGUCAGAAAAGCACUUUUACGUUUCACUGCUGUUGAACUCUUAGAUGAUGGUGCAAAGGUUUACCAAUGUGAAAGAUGCAAGCAGAAAAUUAAGGCUAAAAAACAGCUAACUGUUUCUAUAGUACCUUACGUUCUAACGGUACAUCUUAAGCGGUUUGAAGCACAUAGAUCCAAAAAAAUCGACAGGAAAGUCGAGUUUGCCUCUGCAGUUGACAUGAAACCUUUUGUCAGUCUCCCUAUUGAAGUUGCUUCUGGCUCUGCUUGCUUGCAUGUGGAGGAUGAUAAUAGUGUCAGUGUCCAUUGUAAAAGCAUAGCGAGUAGUAAUGGGAGUAUGUUGCUAGGCUCUCCCACCGGAGAGCUCAAGGAGAGAACUAAUCGAAAUGGUGCCAUUCUUGCGUCAGACCAAGAGCCACCCUUGAGGAGUUGA